Molecule: messenger RNA, 5473 nt
Organism: Nerophis lumbriciformis (worm pipefish)
Lineage: Eukaryota; Metazoa; Chordata; Actinopteri; Syngnathiformes; Syngnathidae
Product: unconventional myosin-Vb
Biological process (GO): actin filament organization
Cellular component (GO): myosin complex; membrane; actin cytoskeleton
Molecular function (GO): actin filament binding; microfilament motor activity; ATP binding
Source: RefSeq, a predicted model, not a curated record
GUCAAUUUGACCAACAGUGGGUUACAGAAUGCGUAAUUUUGACUUGCUUAUGAGUUUUUGUAGAAUUAUUUUUGGACACAACAUCAAACAAUACGAAAAGCCUCAUUGUUAAUUGUGACAAUGGCGUGUCAGGGAGCCAGCGUGUGGAUUCCUGACCCAGAUGCCGUGUGGGUGCCAGCCCAGCUUCUCCAGGACUACACGCGUGACGAGAAACAUGUACUGCUGCAGUUUCCUGGCAGGGAGGAGGUACGUUACCCAGUGGCGGCGCCCUCUGACCUUCCCCCGCUUGCCAACCCUGACAUAUCUGAGGGCGAGAGUGACCUGACGGCGCUCAGCUUCCUCCACGAGCCCGCCAUCUUGCACAACUUGCAUGUUCGCUUCAUGGACUACAACAGCAUCUACACGUACUGUGGUAUCGUCCUGGUGGCCAUCAAUCCCUACGAUCAGCUACCCAUCUACGGCGAGGAGGUGAUUGACGCUUACAGCGGUCAGGACAUGGCUGACAUGGAGCCUCACAUCUUCUCUGUGGCUGAAAACGCCUAUCGCACCAUGAUGAGGGAGGAGAAAAACCAGUCCAUCAUCAUCAGCGGUGAGUCCGGCUCAGGAAAGACGGUAUCGGCCAAAUUCACCAUGAGAUUCUUCGCCGUGGUGGGCGGAGCUGCUCAGCAGACCAGCGUAGAGGAAAAGGUGCUGGCCUCCAACCCUAUCAUGGAGGCCAUUGGGAACGCCAAAACGACAAGGAACGACAACAGCAGUCGCUUUGGGAAGUACAUCCAGAUCAACUUCGGCAGGAAAGGAGACAUCAUCGGAGCCAACAUGAGCACAUACCUGCUAGAGAAGUCCAGGGUGGUCUUUCAGGCACCAGCGGAGAGAAACUACCACAUCUUCUACCAGCUGUGUGCCUCCAGACAGCUGCCUGAACUGAGAUCACUAAAACUGGCCACUCCUGAGCAUUUCCGCUACACCAACCAGGGAGGAGACGCAAACAUACCGUGUACUGAUGAUGUGAUGGAGCUAGAGCGCACUCGCAGUGCUUUCACCAUCCUGGGUGUGCUGCCAGACCAGCAGAUUGAGCUAUUCAGAAUCCUGGCUGCUGUUCUACACUUGGGGAACGUCAACAUUCAAGCCAGCGGGCGGAGUUCAGAGCGCAGCUACAUUGAUGCAGAUGAUGUCUCCCUGGCCAUAUUCUCCAAGCUACUGGGGGUGGAGGCAGCCCUAAUGGCCCACUGGCUGUGUCACCGGAAGCUGCUGCUGGGAGGGGACACCCUGGUCAAGCCCAUGUCGGGCCAGCAGGCUGUCGACGCCCGAGAUGCUCUAGCCAAGCACGUCUACGAACAGAUGUUCAAGUGGACCGUGCAUAGGCUCAACGUUACCCUGCGCAGUCAAUCGGGUCGGGCCGGCUCCUUCAUAGGGGUACUAGACAUCUACGGGUGUGUCAUCAGGCUGCAGGAGUGGUGUUAUCGAUUCACAGUGGUUCAACUGAGGUCUUCUUCUCUAUGCAGCUUUGAGACGUUUGAGCGCAACAGUUUUGAGCAGUUCUGUAUCAACUACGCCAACGAAAAGCUGCAACAGCAGUUCAACCGGCACGUCUUCCACCUGGAGCAGGAGGAGUACGAACGCGAGGAGCUGACCUGGAGCAGGAUCGAGUUCAGCGACAACCAGCAGUGUAUUCUUCUCAUCGAAGGACCGCUCGGCCUGUUGGACCUGUUGGACGAGGAGUGCAGGAUGCCCAAAGGUUCUGAUGAGAGCUGGGUUCUGAAGCUGUACGACCAGCACCUGACAGGCAGAGCUCACCCUCACUUCCGUAAACCUCGCAUGUCCAACAGCGCCUUCGUCAUCCUGCACUUUGCUGACAUGGUCCAGUACGAAUGUGGUGGCUUCUUGGACAAGAAUCGAGACACCGUCUUUGAGGAGUUGAUCAACAUUUUAAAAGCCAGUCAGUCAGAGCUGGUGGCUGAGUUGUUCCAGCAGCAGGGAAGCAAAGCUAGUGUGGCCAACGGAAGUGUCCGUUCAGGAAGAAGAGCCCACAGGGAGCACAAGUUGAGCGUGGGCUUUCAGUUCCGUCAGUCCUUGCAGCUGCUGAUGGACACACUGAGCAGCACCACUCCUCACUAUGUGCGCUGUAUUAAACCCAACGACCUCAAGGAGCCUUUUAUUUUCGACCCGAAGAGGGCUGUCCAGCAGCUGAGGGCUUGUGGCGUUCUGGAGACCAUCCGAAUCAGCGCUGCAGGUUUUCCAUCCAGAUGGACAUACGAAGAGUUCUUCUUCAGGUACCAUGUUCUGUUGCGAGGCUCCCAAAGCUGCGAAGAAGUCCAACUGGUGUGCCGCCACGCUCUACCUCAGCUCAUACCUGACCCGGACCAGUACGUCUUUGGAAGGACCAAAGUGUUUUUCCGGGCGGGGCAGGUGGCACUCCUUGAGAGGUUGAGAGCGGAAAGACUGCGGGCGGCCGCUGUGGUCCUUCAGAGUUUGGUGAGAGGAUGGCUGGCCCGAAUUCACUACACCAGAACCCUCUGGGCAACCGUCACCUUACAAAGACAUUGCAGAGGAGCUCUGGCCAGGCGAUUGGCUUGGACCCUACGCUACUGCAAGGCUGCUCUAGUCAUCCAGAAGACCUACCGCAUGCUGGUGGCCAGACACGGGUUCCUCCUGAUCCGACAGGCCGCCAUCACCAUCCAGGCUUUCAUCAGAGGCACACUGACCCGCCGCAAUUACAGACUGCUGGUGGCAAAUAGAGCCGCCUCUCUGCUCCAGGCCAGAGUGCGAGGGUGGUUGGCCAGGAGGGCCUUCAUCAGGUUCCGUGCGGCAGUGGUCUUCGCGCAGUGCUGCAUACGUCGUAAAGCGGCGAGAAGGGAGCUGCUGAAGCUCAAGACCGAAGCUCGUUCAGUGGAGAAGUACCAAGAGCUCAACAAAGGCAUGGAGGUCAAACUGAUGCAGCUGCAGAUAAAAGCAGACCAGGAGGCCAGAGAGAGUGCUGCUCUAAAAGAGAGUCUGCGUGGUGAGCGAGAGGCUGCCGCGAUUGAACUCUCCACUCUGAAGGCCACAAUACAGAAACUUGAAGAACAUCAGAAACACUUAACUGCUCCUCCUGUUUCCAUCGUAAGCGAGGAGGCGGAGCAGGAAAUAAGACGAGCAGACAAAAAGGCUGCCCAGGAACUCCUCCAGCUAACACAAGAGGUGGAAGCCCUGCAGAGAGAGAAGGUCUCCUUGAGCACAGAAAGAGAGCGUUUGACCGCAUGUCUUCUACAGCAGGAAGAAGCACACGAAGCUCUUGUGCGGCAAGCGGUGUCUCAAGCCACGGAAGCUAUAAAAGUGCAGCUGGACGAGGAGAGGAGGAAGCACCAAGGCCUCCUGAGGGAGUUCACCAGGCUAGAACAGCGAUAUGACAACCUGAGGGAGAUGAGCCAGCUCACUCAGGACAUGAAGGGCUACAGAAGGACAGACUCCACUCAGAGCUUAGAACCUCUGUCGCCUCAGUCUCUAACUCCCCUGUCCUUCUCCCCCUCCACAUCUACAUUCCCUUCUCCUGAGGAGGUCCGCAGGAUCAGCGUGACAUCUCCCACCACAGAAGCAGGAGUCUCCAUGCAGAGUCUGGCAUCACCUAUGGGGCUACUGGAGGCCCGUGAGCAGGAGUGUGUGAGACUGAGGAAAGAGCUGAAUGACCUUCGGAACACUGUCCCACUCAGACGCCUUCUGACACAAGUAUUUCCAUCAGCGUUUCCCACUGAGAACUCUUCUUCAUCCAAUCAACACAAAGCAGCUUCAACCACUGGUCUGCUUGAAUGCAGGAGAAGAGACGAGAACAAACUCAUGAAGAAUCUCAUCACAGACAUCCGUACAGACAUAGCCAUGUCUCUGCCUCCUGGGCUGCCGGCCAGCGUGGUGUUCCUGUGUGUACGCCAGGCGGACUGCAGGGGGGAUCAAAGCAGUGCUUAUUCGCUGUGUCGCGGUGCCGUCACCGCCAUGAAGACAGCUCUAAGGAAACACACCAAUGACUUGAACAUGACGGCGCUGUGGCUGAAAAACAUCAGUUUGUUGCAUGACCUGCUGAGUCAGCACGCCCCAAAACAGCUUACAACCCAUCCAGAAGAAGUGGUGCCCUUGACUUUUAACCUCAGCGAUUCAUUGCACACCCUGAGCGAGCUCCGCAUUCUGGCCUAUCAGCAGCUCAUCUCCAUCACUGAGACACGACUGCAGAACAUCACAGCCGCUGCCCUGUUGGAAGGCGAAGACAUCCCGGGCUCGAGGAAGCGAGCAAGCUCAGACCCGAGGACUGCACGGGCCGACGCUCCCACUGUGGCCUCGGUGCUGAGAGAGCUGGGGGUCCUCCACGUCGCCAUGUCCCAUCAGGCUUUAUGCCCGCAGCUGCUGGAGCGAGCCUUCCAGCAGCUCACCUACUUCAUCUCCGCCUCCGCUUUCAACAGCCUGCUGCUCAGGAAGGAUGUGUGCUGCUGCAGUCGUGCUAUUUUAAUACGGCUGAAUGUGAGUCAGCUGGAGGAGUGGCUGCGUAGCCGAGGUUUGCUGACAGAGGGCGCUGUGGCCGCAAUGGAGCCUCUCAUUCAAGCUGUUCAGCUGCUGCAGGUUGGAAAGAAGAGUGAAAAGGAUGCACAGAUCCUUGUGCAGACCUGCACCGCCCUCAGCAGCCAGCAGAUUGUGAAGAUCCUCAGCAACUACUCACCUCACGGUGACCUCGACGAAAGAGUCUCGCUCAAUUUCAUCCGCCUCGUACAGGGACUCUUCAAAGACCGUGCAGACGCUCAACCCCGGCAGCACCUCCUAGACGUGAAGCGGGUGUUUCCUGUCACCUUCCCCGACGCCACGCCUCCUGCCGUACGCGCUGACAAGUUGGUCAUUCCGGAUUCCCUUAAGCUCUCUUUUUUACGCAGAGUAUAAACCAGAGGUCCCCAAACUUUUUGACUCAGGGGCUGCAUUGGGUUAAAGCAAUUUGGCCGGAAAAAAAUUCAUUUUUAGAAAAUAUGAUUUGCCUGAGCGGCUAGGAGACACUAAGCGUAACAAGCAGUAGAAAAUGGAUUAUUAAGGAAAGAUUUUAAAAGAUAAUACAAAAAAAAGCUCUUUUAUUUUAUUUUUUUAAACUUGGGACUUCCCGCGGGCCAGAUUUUGGACACUGGCGGGCCGGAUACAGUUUGGGGACCCCUGGUAUAAACUAACAAAUGAAGUCGAAACAUCGAUAUUGUCCAAUUUUUAUUUGAAGCAAAAACACGACGAGACUGUAGUCCCGGUAAACCUCAACAUUUCAUCAAGAACCAUAAUAUUUAAAAAAAAAAAAAACAUUAGAAACAUUUCGUGUAUAAAAAAAGUCCCAUGCGACUACUUUGUACCACACAUCAUCAGUAAUAUAUAUUUAUAUAUUCACAAACAUUUGAAUAUCAAAAUAAAGGACAACAUCAAAUAAUAAAUAUAUAUUAUAUGCACGUGCUGGCACAAUGCUUCUUUUUUGUUCUUUUCUUACAUA